UCUGAAGUUUGUUGUGACCGGCGUCUCGGACGUCCGCAGGGCACUACCAUGGCGGUGCGACAGGCGCUGGGCCGGGGCCUGCAGCUGGGUCGAGCGCUGCUGCUGCGCUUCACCGCCAAGCCUGGCCCGGCCUACGGCUGGGGGCGGCCCGGCCCCGCGGGCGUCCGGGGCCGCGGAGAGCGCCCGGGCCAGGCCGCAGGACCCGUGGCGGAGCCGCGCAGGCUCGGGCUCGGGCUCCCCGACCGCUACCGCUUCUUCCGCCAGUCGGUGGCGGGGCUGGCGGCGCGGCUGCAGCGGCAGUUGGUGGUGCGAGCCCGUGGCGGCGCGGGUCCUUGCGGCCGUGCAGUCUUUCUGGCCUUCGGGCUGGGGCUGGGCCUGAUCGAGGAGAAGCAGGCGGAGGGCCGGAGGGCGGCCUCGGCCUGUCAGGAGAUCCAGGCGGUCUUCACACAGAAAAGCAAGCUGCCCCCUGACCUGCUGGACUCCAGACGCUGGCGGGGCUUCCAGCUGGACGAGUACCUGAUAGGGCAGUCCCUCGGCAAGGGCUGCAGUGCUGCUGUGUACGAAGCCGCCAUGCCUGUGCGGCCCCGGAGCCGGGAGGAGGCAAAGAGCGCGGGGCUCCUUCCCGAGAGAGGCCCGGACAUCACCCGGCCGGGAGCAGAGAAGGGGCGCGCUCCCCAGGCCCCCGCCUUUCCCUUGGCCAUCAAGAUGAUGUGGAACAUCUCGGCCGGCUCCUCCAGCGAAGCCAUCUUGAGCGAGAUGGGCCGAGAGCUGGUCCCAGCCAGCCGGACGGCCCUGGCCGGGGAGUACGGAGCAGUCACUCACAGAAAACCCACGAGCGGGCCCAAGCAACUGGCCCCUCACCCCAACGUCAUCCGGGUCUUCCGCGCCUUCACCUCGUCUGUGCCGCUGCUGCCGGGGGCCCUGGCCGACUACCCGGAUGUGCUGCCCCCACGCCUUAACCCCGGGGGCCUGGGCCACGGGCGGACGCUGUUCCUCGUCAUGAAGAACUACCCCUGCACCCUGCGCCAGUACCUCCGCGAGAACACCCCCAGCCCCCGCCUCGCCGCCGUGAUGCUGCUGCAGCUCCUGGAAGGCGUGGACCAUCUGGUUCAGCAGGGCGUGGCCCACAGAGACCUCAAGUCCGACAACAUCCUCGUGGAGCUGGACACAGACGGCUGCCCCUGGCUGGUGAUCUCGGACUUCGGCUGCUGCCUGGCUGACGAGCGCGUCGGCCUGCAGCUGCCCUUCCCCAGCUGGUACGUGGACCUGGGCGGCAACAGCAGCCUGAUGGCUCCCGAGGUGGCCACGGCCUGCCCUGGCCCCAGGACCGUGGUCGACUACAGCAAGGCUGACGCCUGGGCCGUGGGCGCCCUCGCCUACGAAAUCUUCGGGCUCGCCAACCCCUUCUACGGCCGGGGCGGGGUCCACCUCGAAAGCCGCAGCUACCAAGAGGCUCAGCUGCCUGCACUGCCCGAGUCGGUGCCGCUGGGUGUGAGACAGCUGGUGAGGUCGCUGCUCCAGCGGGAUGCCAGCAAGAGACCGUCUGCCCGCGUAGCUGCUAACGUGCUUCACUUGAGCCUCUGGGGCGAACACACCCUGGCCCUGAAGAACCCGAAACUAGACGAGAUGAUCGGCUGGCUCCUCCAGCAGUCGGCGGCCACUCUGUUGGCCGACAGGCUUGCGGAGAAGAGCUGCGUGGAGACAAAAAUGAAGAUGUUAUUUCUGGCCAACCUGGAGUACGAGGCGCUGUGCCAGGCAGCCCUCCUCCUGGACUCCUGGAGGGCAGCCCCGUGACGGCCGAUGUGGCGGGCGAAUCACUAAAGAGCUUGGCAGCACCUAUGUCGUGAUGGUCUGUGCAUGCUGAGGGAGGGGUCCGCGGGGAGGGGAGGAGUCGGGGGGAAAGACUGUGCAGAGGGGGCUGCUCGGGGGGAGAGAUGGCUUCUGGUGUGGCAGAUGGGAGGAACGAGUUGAGUGGAGUUCGAGGUCUGUCGCUGUUAACUCUAGCCGUGCGACUUUGGAGGGUCGUACAACCUGCGUGGUCUGAGGUCCUCGUCCCUGUAAAUGAAGGAACUGGCGGAGACGGGGGUCGGCAGACUUCCCCUCUAGAGGGCCUGGUGGUCCACACCCCAGCUGUCAGGGCUGCCCAGCUCUCCACAUAGCACACUAGCAGUCUCAGAUACGCAAACGAGCAAGUGUGGCUGUGUGCUGGUAAUUAGGCUGGUUUUUGGACACUGAAAUGUGAAUUUCAUGUGUCAAAUAGCCUUAAUUUUAAAAAACCAUUUAAAAACGUAAAAACCAUGUUUUGCUUGCAGGCCAUAGAAAAAAUAGGCAGCAGGCUGGCUGGCCCUCAGGCUGUAGUUUGCUGACCCCGGGCCUAGCUGAGUUCAAGCGUCUCACUCCAAAGGAGCGCUGACUGGUCCCUGGCCUCUCUGUGCAUGCAUGCCCCAAGUCCACAGGGAGGCGUUCCCUGCACCAGGUGAGAAGACACACUCAGGUGUUAACUGCCGACCACAAAGCCCUGCCUUAGCUCACCUUCCUCUGAGGAUCUCGUGGCAGAGCUGGGCCGUCAGAUGAGGCUGGGCCAAGGGGGGCUGGACCUGCACCCCACUUUAGAGAGGAUCCCGGCCAAGGCGGUGCUGGUGGGGGCGUGUUACCUGAGCUAAAGCAAACACCUGCACAGGUCAGCAGGGCCAGGUGUCAGGAUGGAUAACGGCGCAGGCCUGAGCAGCAGGGCGCUCUGCACGGCCGCUGUGCGUCCCGAACGGGCCGGGAGUUUCUGAGCGGGCAUGUCCAGGGGCUCCUCCGGCCGCUGAGCGGGGUCUAGCAGAGCUGAGACACAGACGCCGUGGGAAUUAACAGUGUAGUGUUUCGUGCUCGCCAGCUUCCUUCUGACAGCGUUUCUCACAGGGACUGCGAAGAAUUAAACGCGCAUUUACAACCGCAGAGUA
Molecule: messenger RNA, 2948 nt
Organism: Phyllostomus discolor (pale spear-nosed bat)
Lineage: Eukaryota; Metazoa; Chordata; Mammalia; Chiroptera; Phyllostomidae
Gene: PINK1
Product: PTEN induced kinase 1
Exons: 8
Coding region: 49-1794 (581 amino acids)
Biological process (GO): regulation of apoptotic process; protein phosphorylation; autophagy of mitochondrion
Cellular component (GO): mitochondrion
Molecular function (GO): ATP binding; protein serine/threonine kinase activity
Source: RefSeq, a predicted model, not a curated record